Molecule: messenger RNA, 3815 nt
Organism: Oncorhynchus kisutch (coho salmon)
Lineage: Eukaryota; Metazoa; Chordata; Actinopteri; Salmoniformes; Salmonidae
Product: protein eyes shut homolog
Exons: 11
Coding region: 33-2717 (894 amino acids)
Molecular function (GO): calcium ion binding
Source: RefSeq, a predicted model, not a curated record
GGCUGCCUGUCGGUAGGAGUGGAGGGUCAUGUAUGAUUGAAAUAGCAGUAGAUAAUGGAACAGUGAAACGUCAGGAGGAAUCCUUGUUCCAGCCUGUGUCAGAGGUAGCGUUGGGGCCUAUAUUCCUGGGGGACGUCCCCUCCCAUAGGGAUCAGCCUGCCAGCACCAGGGAGGUGACAGGUUUUAUAGGCUGUAUCAGGGAGCUGCAGGUCAACAAUAAGGACAUCUACAUAGCAGGAGAGGCACUGGGAGGGAGGAACAUCCACAACUGUGACACACCUGUCUGUCAGCACCUGCCCUGCCGCAAUGGAGGCACCUGUGUCAGUGAUGCAGAGGACUGGUUCUGUGAGUGCCCUCCUCUCUACUCUGGUCGGCUCUGCCAGUUCACAGCCUGUGAGUGGAGCCCCUGUGGUCACGGAGCCACCUGUAUCCCCAAGUCCCACCAGGAAGCUGUGUGUCUCUGCCCUUACGGAAGACAGGGCCUGCUGUGUGAUGAUGCCAUCAACAUCACCCGGGCCAGGUUCAGUGGGAAUGAUGAGUUUGGGUACACCUCGUUCAUAGCGUACUCCUCCAUCCCCAGUCUCAGUGUCUACUACGAGUUCCAACUGAAACUAACGUUCGCCGACAGAGCCUCAGCUCUGAAGGACAACCUCAUCCUCUUCUCUGGACAGAAAGGACAGGGCAUUGAUGGAGAUGACUUCCUAGUUCUGGGGGUUCGGAAUGGCAGAAUUGUUCACAAGUUCAACCUUGGAUCUGGUGUGGGAACCAUGGUCAGCGACCGGCUGAGCCGUGAGAUCGAUAUCCACACUGUGAACUUUGGCAGAUCUCGGAGAACAGGAUGGUUAAAGGUGGACGGACAGAGAAACAGGACAGGCUCUUCUCCAGGCCACCUGGCAGGUCUCAACGCGCAAAGCCAAGUCUUUGUAGGAGGAUAUAAUGAAUAUACUCCUGAACUACUGCCCCUCAGAUCAAGGUUUCGCAAUGGCUUUCAAGGUUGCAUUUUUGAUCUGGAGUUUCGGACGAGGAGAGACGGGAAGUUCAUAGCGUUGGGGAAGCCUGAGGGUCAUCCGAACUCUGGCCGUAGCGUGGGUCAGUGCGGGGUCACACCCUGCACCCUGGUGACAUGCAGAAACGGGGGGACCUGUGUGGACUCUGGAUCCUCUGUCUACUGCCAGUGCCCAUUCGGCUGGAAGGGAGCACUCUGCUCUGAGACUGUGUCUGUGUGUGACGCUGAACACCGUCCUCCUCCCUUGUGUGCCCGUGGUUCCACCUGCGUACCCCUUCCAGACGGAUACACCUGCCUCUGCCCCUUGGGCACCGGCGGACUGCACUGUCAGCAAGCCAUGGCCAUCAGUGACCCGUUCUUCAGCGGUAACCAGUCAUCCUGGAUGUCUUUCCCUCCAGUCAGCAUCAGACACAGGACAGACCUCAGGCUGCAGUUCCAGACUCUGUCACCAGAGGGCAUUGUCUUCUACACAGCACAGCACCUCAGUGCCCGGGCCGGAGACUUCUUCUGUGUGUCCCUGACAUCGGGGUUGGUCCAGCUGCGUUACAACCUGGGUUCUGGAACCAACGUGUUACAGUCCACUAACAGAGUGGACACCAGCGGAGGGACCUGGCACACGGUGAGGGCAGGCAGGACAGGCCACCAGGGGUACCUGGUUCUGGACGGGCUGGAGGUGAAGCAGAACGACACCGAGGGAGGGAUGUCCACUCUGGACGUGGCCACGGACCUCUUCGUCGGCGGGGUCUCCGACCUGAGCUCCAUCUCUACGUUCUCCGUGGAGAACGAGCCUGUGGGUUUUACCGGAGGCGUGAGAGAGCUUGUCUUAAACGGACACGACUUUGACCUGACGGCGACAGGGGCCCUGGGAGGGGCCAAUGUGGGCGACUGGGACGGGACUGCGUGUGGGUACAAGGUGUGCCAGAACGGCGGCCGCUGUACUGCGUUGAGCGGCGCCGAUUCGGACUCCUUUAUGUGCACCUGCCCUCCUCGUUGGACGGGUCCUGUGUGUAACCAGUCGGUGUAUUGUGUCAAUAACCUGUGUCAACAUGAAUCAUUGUGUUUCUCUGAUCUUGUGAUUGGCUCAUACGACUGUUUCUGUCCUCUCGGGUGGGAGGGGAGGUACUGCGAUAAGCAGGUCGGCCUAUCCAUGACCACUCUGAAGUUCGUUGGGAAAUCAUAUCUGAAAUACAGGGAUCCUAAAUUCAACACAAGGAAUCUGAGGUACACGCAGGUUUCGUUUAACUUUACAGCCAGCGGGAACGAAGGGUUGAUUCUGUGGAUGGGAAGAGCGGAGCACGAUGACGACGAUUACCUUGCUGUCGGGCUCCAGGCGGGCCACCUCAAAAUCGCAGUCAACCUCGGAGAGAGGCUCUCCCUCCCGCUCACUUUCAGAAACGUCACGUUGUGUUGCAACAAAUGGCAUUAUUUAUCUAUCUCUCUGAACAGUACCAUUAUUCAGGUGUUCCUGGAUGACGAGAGGGUCCUUUUCGAAGACGUGGACCCCUUCGAGCGUUACGUUGCCAUGAAUUACGGGGGUCUGUUGUACUUGGGAGGGUUCGAGUUGCACAGGAACAUCUCAACAGUGACGUCUGGGCUGUUUACCAAAGGAUUUGUGGGAGAUCUUAAAGACGUGCGUUUGUAUCAGGACCCCAGACAACUGCAGUUCCUCCAAAACAGCGAAGGAUUUAAUGUUCACAAAAGUAAUGAGUAGUUCUGUAACUUGUGAAAAUAGGUGAUUAAUGUGUUGUGAUAAAGAAGUUUCUAGAAUGUAAUAAUUUAGUUCUUUAUACACUAUUUGUAUGGCAAGCCAAGUUGUAUUCAUUAUGCACCAAAUGGAAGAAAACAAACAGGGAGGACAACUUCCUGGAAUUGUUCAUAAGCGUUAGUGUUGUUUUUUAAAAUCCAUUGUGUGCCCUGAUGAACACAACUCUGUUGAAACUGCCAACUCCUCAGUAGAUGGUUUAUACCCGAAGUAUUAAGAACACCUUCCUAAUAUUGAGUUGCUCCCCUCCCUUUUCCCCUCAGAACAGCCUCAGUUUGUCGGGUCAUGGACUCUACAAGGUGUCAAAAGCGUUCCACAAGGCUACUGGCCCAUGUUGACUCCAAUGAUUCCCACAGUUGUGUCAAGUGGCUGGAUGUCCUUUGGCUGGUGGACCAUUUGAUUACACACAGGAAACUGUUGAGUAUGAACAACCCAGCAACGUUGCAGUUCUUGACACACGACUGGUGUGCCUGGCACCUACUACGCCAUUCAAAGGCACAAAUCUUUAGUCUUGUCCGUUCACCCUCUGAAUGGCACACACACAAUCCAUGUCUCACCUGUCUACUACACUGAUUGAAGAGAAACUCAAUAAAGGAUCAUAGCUUCCACCUGGUCAGUCUGUCAUGGAAAGAGCAGGUGUUCUUCAUGUUUUAUAUACUCAGUGUAAGUCUGAUUAGAAUAUACAUUCCUCUCCUAAAAAAGGACAUCUUUCUUCUCAACAAUAAAAAGAUCACCUUUAUUACCAGCUGUACAUGAACACGGUGCAGAAGGCACACUUGAUUUUCGAAUGUACAUGACAAGCCAAAAUGUACAGACACAAUAUUUGUCGAUAGAAAAAAAAACAAUUUCUGUAUAGCAAUUUAAAAAAAUAAAAUGGAAAAAAACAGAAUAAGAGAAGCUGCUUUAAUUCAAAUGUUUUCUUGUUUUCUGCUAAUCAAAAUAGUUAGUUUCUCUCGCCUCUGUAUUAAAUUCAUGUCAAACUGCUGAAGUCGCCAGAACUUCCCUUCCAUCUCUACUCCAACAGUCCAUCUGGGUAUGCCUGUUAUU